This is a messenger RNA of Closterium sp. NIES-65, 1473 nucleotides long. Lineage: Eukaryota; Viridiplantae; Streptophyta; Zygnematophyceae; Desmidiales; Closteriaceae. The record is from the annotation of a GenBank genome assembly.
AUGAGGGUGUGUUUAACGGCCCCGCUGCCGCCCUUCCACGGCCUUGCCGCCGGCCCUUACAGCGGCCCCGUCGCCGCCCUUCUGCGACCCCAUCGCCGCCCUUUCAGCGGCCCCGUCGCCGCCCGCCCUUUCAGCGGCCCGUCGCUGCCCUUUCAGGGGCCCUGUCGCCGCCCUUCCACGGCCCCGUCACCGCUCAGCCGCCUAGCGCCCGAGCCGCCAAGCAGCUACGCCACCGAGCAGCCAAACCGCCAAACAGCCGAGCCGCCCGACAGCCGAGCCGCCCAGCAGCCAAGCCGCCGAGCAGCCGAGCCGCCCGACCACCGAGCCGCCCUGCAGCCGAGCCGCCCGACCGCCGAGCCGCCCAGCAGCCGAGCCGCCCGACCCCCAAGCCGCCCCGCAGCCGAGCCGGCAAGCCGCCCGACCGCCCCACUUGCCUGUGUUCUCACCUUUGACGCUGAGGGUCGGGCAGUUAACUUUGAGAUCGGGGUAGAUGAUCCGCAGCUUUUCCUACAGUGCGAUAGGGCAGACGAUCUCUCCCUGUAUGACCUCACUUCUGGUGCCUCUCCUGCCCCUACUCCUGAUGCUGACACCACUGUUCGCUCACAGUGGGCCACGCGUGAUGCUACUGCUCGCCUUGCUGUGCGCUGCCACUUACCGACCACUGAGCGUGCACACUUUAGCCAGUACAAGAGUGCUCAAACCUUGUAUGACGCUGUAGUUGCACGCUACUCUUCCCCUGCCACUGCUGCACUGAGCCGCCUCAUGCUACCGUACCUCUUCCCUGACCUUGGUGCCUUUCCCACAGUCGCUGACCUCAUUACGCACCUCCGCACUAGUGACACUCGCUACCGCGCUGCGCUUCCUGCUGAGUUCUGCGCCAAGAACCCCCCCUUCAUGUACAUCACCCUCUACUACAUAGUCGCCUGGCUCCCUGACUCUCUCCACGUAGUCACGGACCAGUUCCUCUUUGUUUGCCCCACCACUCUCACCGUUGGCCUCCUCGAGAAGGCCCUCCUAGCAGCAGAGAAGAGCAUAGUCGCUGUAGGAGCCUCUCGUGGUGACCCUCGCACCCCCGUCUUUGAGGGGUGUUCUCCCUCCCCCCUCUUGCCCUCUGUUGCCUCUGCUGCUGCGGCCGACCUCGUUGGCUUCAAGUCGGUCGGUGCUGCGUCUGCCCCGAGCGGGAAACGCCGCACCGGCAAGGGCAAGGAAGGCAAGGGCGCUAGAGGGGCUGGAGGGGGUGGUGGAGGUGGUGGUGGAGGCAGUGGAGGGAGUGGGGGUGGUGGUGGGAGUGGUGCUGGGGGUGGCGGCGGCGGCGGCAACAAUGGAGGCGGCGGAGGCGGUGGUGGUGGCGGAGGGAGCGGAGGCGUCGGAGGGAGCGGAGGCGGCGGAGGUGGCGGAGGAGGCGGAGGUGGAGGAGGCGGCGGAGGCGGCGAUGGCAGCGGCGGUGGCGGAGCGGGUCGCGACUCUGCGUAG